Molecule: messenger RNA, 9340 nt
Organism: Marmota monax (woodchuck)
Lineage: Eukaryota; Metazoa; Chordata; Mammalia; Rodentia; Sciuridae
Gene: Uggt1
Product: UDP-glucose glycoprotein glucosyltransferase 1
Exons: 43
Coding region: 277-4920 (1547 amino acids)
Cellular component (GO): endoplasmic reticulum
Molecular function (GO): UDP-glucose:glycoprotein glucosyltransferase activity
Source: RefSeq, a predicted model, not a curated record
GGAAGCGGAAGUAGAGGGGCGGCUGGCUGCUAGGCUUUUGCUCUGGGACCGGCUCGUGAGCCGAGCCGCGGGAAAGGCGCGUGUCGGCUUCUCACUGGCGCAGCCUCUGCCGCUGUCGCUGCCGCCCCUCCCCGGCGUAGUCACAGGCGCUGUAGUGGACUAAACGCGGCCGGUGCGUGGGCAGCCAGGGGGUCGCGAGCAGCGCGUGUGUCGCGGCUGCGCGACCAGUGACAGGAUCAAACCCAGGGCCUGCGUGUGCUAGGGCUUUGCUAUAAAAUGGAACUUCUGAUUGCACUCACUGGACUGUGGCUGUUCUCUUCAGUAAAGGCAGAUUCAAAAGCCAUUACAACCUCUCUUACAACAAAGUGGUUUUCCACUCCACUGUUGUUAGAAGCCAGUGAGUUUUUAGCAGAAGACAGUCAAGAGAAAUUUUGGAAUUUUGUAGAAGCCAGUCAAAAUAUUGGAUCAUCAGAUCAUCACGGUACUGAUUAUUCCUAUUAUCAUGCGAUUUUGGAAGCUGCAUUUCAGUUUUUGUCACCUCUACAGCAGAAUUUGUUGAAAUUUUGUCUGUCUCUUCGUUCCUACUCGGCUACAAUUCAGGCCUUCCAGCAGAUAGCAGCUAAUGAACCUCCACCAGAAGGAUGUGAUUCAUUUUUUUCAGUGCAUGGAAAGAAGACCUGUGAUUUUCAUACUUUGGAGACUCUUCUACUUACAGCAUCUGAGAGACCCAAACCUUUGUUGUUCAAAGGAGAUCACAGAUAUCCCUCAUCCAAUCCUGAAAGCCCAGUGGUGAUUUUCUACUCUGAAAUUGGCUAUGAGAACUUUUCUAAUUUCCACCACCAACUUAUAUCAAAAAGUAAUUUAGGCAAAAUCAAUUAUGUAUUCAGACAUUAUUUAUCUAAUCCCAGAAGGGAGCCCGUUCAUCUCUCUGGUUAUGGUGUGGAAUUGGCCAUUAAGAGCACUGAGUACAAGGCCAAGGAUGAUACUCAGGUGAAAGGAACUGAGGUAAACACUACAGUAAUUGGUGAAAAUGAUCCUAUUGAUGAAGUUCAGGGAUUCCUCUUUGGAAAAUUAAGAGACUUACACCCUGACCUGAAGGAACAGUUGAAAGAACUCAGAAAGCAUCUUGUAGAGAGUACCAAUGAAAUGGCACCUUUGAAAGUUUGGCAGUUGCAAGACCUCAGUUUCCAGGCUGCUGCCCGAAUCUUGUCUGCUCCUGUGGAGUUGGCUUUAGUGGUGAUGAAAGAUCUUAGUCAGAAUUUUCCUACCAAAGCCAGAGCAAUAACGAAAACAGCUGUGAGUUCGGAACUUAGAACUGAAGUGGAAGAGAAUCAGAAGUAUUUUAAGGGAACUUUAGGAAUACAGCCUGGAGACUCUGCUCUCUUCAUCAAUGGGCUUCAUAUUGAUUUAGAUACACAGGAUAUAUUCAGUUUGUUUGAUGUAUUGAGGAAUGAAGCCCGGGUAAUGGAGGGUCUGCACAGACUGGGAAUAGAAGGCAUCGCUCUGCAUAAUAUUUUGAAGCUGAACAUCCAGCCUUCUGAGGCCGACUAUGCUGUAGACAUCAGGAGUUCUGCUAUUUCAUGGGUCAACAACCUGGAGGCUGAUAGCAGAUAUAAUUCAUGGCCUUCUAGUCUACAGGAGUUGCUUCGACCUACCUUUCCUGGUGUUAUUCGGCAGAUUAGGAAAAACUUGCAUAACAUGGUUAUCAUAGUUGAUCCUGCACAUGAGGCCACAGCAGAGUUGAUUAACACAGCUGAAAUGUUCCUCAGUAAUCAUAUACCAUUAAGAAUUGGUUUUGUAUUUGUGGUUAAUGACUCUGAAGAUGUUGAUGGGAUGCAAGAUGCCGGAGUGGCUGUUCUUAGAGCAUAUAAUUACGUUGUCCAAGAAGUGGAUGAUUAUCAUGCCUUUCAAACUCUGACACAUAUCUAUAACAAGGUGAGAACUGGAGAGAAAGUAAAAGUUGAACAUGUGGUCAGUGUCCUGGAGAAGAAAUAUCCAUAUGUGGAAGUGAAUAGCAUUUUGGGGAUUGAUUCUGCUUACGAUCAGAAUCGGAAGGAAGGAAGAGGCUACUAUGAGCAGACUGGUGUCGGUCCGCUGCCUGUCGUUCUGUUCAAUGGAAUGCCCUUUGAAAAAGAACAGCUAGAUCCUGAUGAGCUGGAAACCAUCACAAUGCACAAAAUCCUGGAGACCACUACCUUCUUCCAAAGAGCUGUGUACUUGGGUGAACUGUCCCACGAUCAAGAUGUGGUAGAGUAUAUCAUGAAUCAGCCGAAUGUUGUUCCACGAAUCAAUUCCAGGAUUUUGACAGCUGAGCGAGAGUACCUGGAUUUAACAGCAAGUAUUCCCAGAACUAUGUUGAAUAGAAGUGGUGAAAGUGACUAUCAAGAUAAUUUCUUUGUGGAUGAUUAUGCUAGAUUUUCUGUCUUGGAUUCCCAAGGCAAGACUGCUGCUCUAGCUAAUAGUAUGAACUAUCUGACAAAGAAAGGAAUGUCCUCCAAGGAAAUCUAUGAUGAUUCUUUUAUCAGGCCAGUAACUUUUUGGAUUGUUGGAGAUUUUGGUACUCCUUCUGGAAGGCAGUUAUUGUAUGAUGCUAUCAAACAUCAGAAAUCUAGUAACAAUGUUAGGAUAAGCAUGAUCAAUAAUCCAAGUGAAGAGAUAAAUUAUGAGAACACUCAGAUCGCCAGAGCAAUCUGGGCAGCUCUCCAGACUCAGACCUCCAACUCUGCUAAGAACUUCAUCACCAAAAUGGCCAAGGAGGAGACAGCAGAGGCCUUAGCCAUAGGAGCUGACAUUGGGGAGUUCUCUGUUGGGGGCAUGGAUUUCAGUCUUUUUAAAGAGGUCUUUGAGUCUUCCAAAAUGGAUUUCAUUUUGUCUCACGCCGUGUACUGCAGGGAUGUUCUGAAGCUGAAGAAGGGACAGAGGGCAGUGAUCAGCAAUGGAAGGAUCAUUGGGCCUCUGGAGGACAGUGAGCUUUUUAACCAAGAUGAUUUCCAUCUCCUAGAAAAUAUCAUUUUGAAAACUUCUGGGCAGAAAAUAAAAUCUCAUAUUCAGCAGCUUCGAGUAGAAGAAGAUGUGGCAAGUGACUUGGUAAUGAAGGUGGAUGCUCUCCUGUCAGCUCAACCCAAAGGAGAUGCAAGAAUUGAGUACCGGUUUUUUGAAGACAGACACAGUGCAAUUAAACUGAGGCCAAAGGAAGGGGACACAUACUUUGAUGUUAUGGCUGUCAUUGACCCUGUCACCAGAGAAGCACAGAGGCUUGCCCCAUUGCUCUUGGUUUUAACUCAGCUUAUAAACAUGAACCUAAGGAUAUUUAUGAACUGCCAAUCGAAACUUUCGGACAUGCCUUUAAAAAGCUUUUACCGUUAUGUCUUAGAACCAGAGAUUUCUUUCACUUCAGAUAAUAGCUUUGCUAAGGGUCCAAUAGCAAAGUUUUUGGAUAUGCCACAAUCUCCACUGUUCACUCUGAACUUGAACACACCUGAAAGCUGGAUGGUAGAAUCUGUCAGAACACCAUAUGACCUUGAUAACAUUUACUUAGAAGAGGUGGACAGCAUAGUGGCUGCUGAGUAUGAGCUGGAGUACCUGUUACUAGAAGGCCACUGCUAUGACAUCACCACAGGCCAACCCCCACGAGGACUGCAGUUCACAUUAGGAACUUCAGCUGACCCAGUUAUUGUGGACACCAUUGUUAUGGCCAAUCUGGGCUACUUUCAGCUAAAAGCCAACCCAGGAGCUUGGCUUCUCAGACUUAGAAAGGGACGGUCCGAAGAUAUUUAUAGAAUCUACAGCCACGACGGUACAGAUUCUCCUCCCGAUGCUGAUGAGGUGGUUGUCGUCCUCAACAACUUCAAAAGCAAAAUUAUUAAAGUGAAGGUUCAGAAGAAGGCAGACAUGGUGAACGAAGACUUGCUGAGUGACGGGACAAAUGAGAAUGAAUCUGGAUUUUGGGACUCAUUCAAAUGGGGCUUUUCAGGAGGCCAGAAGGCGGAGGAAGUGAAACAAGAUAAAGAUGACAUAAUUAAUAUUUUCUCUGUUGCAUCUGGUCAUCUCUAUGAAAGAUUUCUUCGCAUAAUGAUGCUAUCAGUGCUAAAGAAUACUAAGACUCCUGUGAAGUUCUGGUUCUUGAAGAAUUAUUUGUCCCCCACAUUUAAGGAGUUUAUACCUUACAUGGCAAAUGAAUACAAUUUCCAAUAUGAACUUGUUCAGUACAAAUGGCCUCGGUGGCUUCAUCAACAGACUGAAAAACAGCGUAUCAUAUGGGGCUACAAGAUUCUUUUCCUGGAUGUACUUUUCCCACUAGUUGUUGACAAAUUUCUGUUUGUGGAUGCUGAUCAGAUUGUACGAACAGAUCUGAAAGAGUUAAGAGAUUUCAAUUUGGAUGGUGCCCCUUAUGGUUAUACUCCUUUCUGUGAUAGCCGAAGAGAAAUGGAUGGCUACAGAUUCUGGAAGUCAGGGUACUGGGCUAGUCACUUAGCUGGGCGAAAGUAUCAUAUCAGUGCACUCUAUGUUGUGGAUCUGAAGAAAUUUAGGAAAAUAGCAGCUGGUGACAGACUCAGGGGACAGUACCAAGGUCUGAGUCAAGAUCCUAACAGCCUUUCAAAUCUUGACCAAGAUUUGCCCAAUAACAUGAUCCAUCAGGUGCCAAUCAAAUCCCUCCCUCAAGAAUGGCUUUGGUGUGAAACAUGGUGUGAUGAUGCUUCUAAGAAAAGGGCAAAAACCAUUGAUCUGUGUAAUAAUCCAAUGACCAAAGAGCCCAAGCUGGAGGCUGCUGUGCGGAUUGUCCCAGAGUGGCAGGACUAUGAUCAAGAGAUCAAACAGCUACAGACCCGUUUUCAGAAGGAGAAAGAAAUAGGAAUACUAUAUAAGGGGAAGACAAAAAAUCAGAGCCAAGAAGAAUAUCAGAAACAUGAAGAAUUAUGAUCUCUGGAGAAGUUAAGAAAUGACAUCAUUUGAAAAACAGUUUUAUACUAAAUGCUAGUUUUUUCUGAUCUGUCUAUACAACUGCUGGUAAUUGACUGGGCAGGUGUGCCACACCUUUUGAUUCUGAGCAUUUGACUUUGACUUCCAGUGGAUGCUGGAUUUUGGGGGUUAAGGCUCUAUUGGAUUUGUACCUCAGAGGAAGACAAGUGGCUGAUCUUUUGGGACUCUGUAAAGAGCAAUCUUCUCACUAGAAGAAGAAAUGGCAGCAGCAACUGGAAGAAAAUAAGUCCUUUGGUGUCCACAUCCAAGAUCACGUACAUGCUGUACUGUCAUGGGAAGGAGACCAGCAGAGAUGCCAUGUUCUUCCUUACCUCAGCUUACCUGUAGCUCAGGCUGCACUGCAUAUGCCCACCUGUUCUGGUUCAGGCCAGCAGAAGCCUUAUCCAAGGUCUACAUACCUGGAGGUUUAUGCCAACGUGUUCCUUCCUAGCCCCCUUCUCCCCACACCCUACCAACCCCACAUUGUUUUCCCAAGUGUUAGCAUCAUUGUUUAAUUGAAACCCAUCCAACAAUCAUGUAUCUUUAAGGUUGGCUUGGUGCAGUGGCUAAGCAAAUUAAUCUGGGAGCUGGAUGGGUGUGGGUUGGGGAGAUGAUAGGGAAGAUAGCACAGUAGAAUGGCUCUGUGUGUUGGGGGAGGAAGACUAGAAAUUGGCCAUCCUCUUUUAUAAACCAUCAGUAGUAUCGUGGCUAAUUUGAAAUGAAAACAUUAUUCCUGUUCUCUACCCAAUCCCAGUGAACUUUCUAGGUAAUUAUUUUGUAAACAGUUUUUGUACUUUUGAAAAUCCUUACUUUUUCCUCCCACUUUCUUAAAAGAACAUCUGUUAUCAGUUUCCUGACUGGACACAGCCAUAGUAAGUCCCUCUAGUGAUCCAUCUCUGAGGGCUUGGGCUCCCUCAGGAUGGUCACUGUAUUGUUUGCCCUUUCCUGCUUACUCUUCUCUCAGACCCAGGGGACAUUUGGCUUGGACUUUUCUUACCAAAAUGCUCCUGCUUCUAAGUCCAGGAAGGAUUCUGACUUAAGAACUUGUAUUUUUCUCUACACUGUCCCAUAUCCCUUUUACUUUAGAUCUGUUGGUUACCUUCGACUUCCAGAAAAUGACUGAGUCCACACUAGUUCUGACACGAUUUGACUGCAUCACAAAGCACUGUCAGCCCUUUAGUCUAUUUUGUGUGUCUUCACUGCAGUGGCUCAGUGUCGCCCCAUGGGAGCAGCCUUUCCUAACCGAUGGGCCGUUAGGUUCCUGGAUGUGGUGUUGGCCUGAGCAGGUGUGAGGUGCCAUCUCUGCCCAGGCGUGGAGUUCAGCAGUUUGUGCACUGAUGGGCACCACAUCUGCCUACCAGUUCACACAGGCUUGUUCUUUCCUCUUUUGCCUGCUUUUUUAAAAUAUGAAAAAGGCUAAGGAACUCAGUGGUAGAGUGUUGGCCUAACACGAGCAAGGCCCCAGCACCACCAAGAAAUUUUAAAAAUGAGUCGGCACAAGUGCAUAGCCACAUCCUCACCCUUCUAAGCCAGGUAACACGCUGACGGGCAGUCUUUUUAAAAAAAUCACAAUCUUACCACAAAUACAGGUAACUUAAUUUUUUCUGUUUUCAAAUGCAGAAGUUAGCUUAGGAGCCUCCUAGUCAGUCUGGAGAAGCUUUUUUUGACUCUGGUUUCAUUAUUUCAUUAAAAGUUGGGUAGAUAAGUUUGUCUGAGACUGGAAAGGUCACUCAGAGUGGCUGCUGUGACGAAGGCUGUGGCAUGAUUUCACCCUGCCCCACCUCUCGCCUCGUCCGAGCAGCUGAAGGAAUAGGAUCAGUGGAAUCAAGAAACAUUUGUCCAGGCGUCAUCUUCACAUUUAGUUAAGCUUUCAGAGAGACUGCUGCAGCUGCUGUCUACAACUGUGGGAAGAAAUGUGCAUUUUCCCAUUGUGUCGUCUGGAAGGUUGAGCAGGAAAUGCUUCAGUCACUGGGACAUGCUUUUAAAUGCUGUUCCCACCAGCCAUCCUUCUCCCAGCUCUCUGGUCUUAUGCUUAUUCUGCAUGGAAGAAAGAUACAGAGUAAAAUGUAUUCUCUGUAGGGUGUGUGUCCUAAUGUCAUUCGUUGCCUCUCUUUUGUCACCAUCCUGACAUCUGUCUUAUUAAUAACUCAUGCUGAUUAUGUGAGGCCCAGCUUCUAGAGUGGUCUAGACCUUCCUUCUGCCAGUUUCUUUCCUGGCUGUAUGUGGCAUAAUCACUUCUCCAAAUUAAACAAAUGCUCCAGGAAAGGAUGUUGCCACUAAAAUGGGAUCCUAAUCAGCUUUGCUGUUGUCUCUGCUGUGAGAAAGCAUCCUGUGACUAAAAAAACAGAUAAGAAAUUUUAUUUUCCAAGAAGCAAGAGCUGAUUGUGCAGAAUGUUCAAGCUUCAGGGAACUGAUCACAGCACAUUGUUCUUAGAAAACAUUUGUAUGUAAUGGUUUUGUUUUUUCUUUCUUUUUCAUCAUGCCAUAGUAGAGAGUUUCCUUUAUGAAUCAGUUGGCAGACUAAUAUGAAAUAAUGUGACAUGCAGGACUGUGAGCCUGUUUUUAUGUUCUGUGAACAGUGAUAUGUGGUUGACAUCACUGCCUACUUCUGGGCUGGGGGGCAUGCCACCAUCAGAGUCUCUGGACUCCUGGGUUUGGUUAAAAAUAUGCUGAAUACUUACCCACAUGGACAGUGAUAGCAUGUUGGUUUUCUAUAAGAUUGACUGUGAGUCUGUCAGAAUGUUGCAUUUCAAGUUGAACAUACUGAUGUGUGCCUAUCUAAGCUAUCUGAUAGGCCUAUGCAUUGUGUUUGAUUCCUGGGAGAUGCAGAUUACAUGAAUUAUGUAUAUUAAGAAACAUUUUGCAUAAAUGGAGCUUAAUCUCUUCUGUUCUUACAUCCUGUCCUGUUCUGAGUUUUGUUAAAACUCUGCUUGAAUAACUUUUACCUGGUUUGGGGGACUGGGCCCCUGAAUGAAGGCUGAGGGCUGGGGAUGGAAGUCAGUUAUUGAAAGACUGGCCCAGGUGAUAGGGAGGAAAGAAUUCCUAAGUUUAAUUUAGGUAAGAAGUAUACUUCUCUGACACCUUAAUUUGGACACUACCUGAAUUCUACCCACAAAAAAGUGACUCCCUAACUCCCAUCUCCCCCAUGAAUAAAUUUUACUUACAUGAAAGCAGUCCUUUUCUAAGAUUGCUGUUCAUUGCUCUUCCUAAUUUGACCUAAGUUAAAAAAUAGUUCAAUUUAGGAGUUAUGAGAGCUGGUUCAUUUUUCUAGAUAGAAUUUCAUGGAAAUACAAGUGGAAAUGUCCAGCCACCUGAUGAACUUUGUCUUGAUAACAAAAAAUGGAGGAUGUAUUAUGUGCAAAGUUAUUUAAAUAUAUAUUCCAUUGUUAUGUAAUUUUAAUAAUUAGUGUUUUAAGUACUUGAUUUUUAGAGGGAAUUUUGGGGACAAUCUGAGUUAAUCAACUGAAAUAUAGCUUGUCAUAUGCCUACUUUUGUAGGGUAAUGGUUUUUUAUUUAAAUUCAUAUUUUUUCUGCCUUAAUGUAGUGAGAAAAAGAUCUUAAUGAGGACUUUGGUAAUUAUCUGAUUUAAUUCAGGCGAGUUAGACAUCAUUAGCUCAGGCUGUUACUGGUAUUUCAAAGUAUCUGGCGGAUACACAUUUCUCAUUAUUUGGUUUGUGAUUCCUCCGCAUAGUACAGAAACAGCACUUGUGUAUCAUAUAGUGGUAGUGAGUCAGUGAGUUGAGUACAGGAUUUCUCUCUCCCCAGGGUGUCACUGAAUGCUGAGAACUUGCCAGAACAAACCACAAAAUUAGCUUCAAGCAGCUGCAUGCUUCCCAGAAGUAGUCCAUAAAGUUUAAACUCUGCAGUGAUGUUUUGCAAGCAAGAGGCCCUCUCCUGAGCUUUCCCAUUCCUUAGCAGUGCUGAGGCCAGAUGGGGGAAGGGUUAACUGUAUUUAUGCAUUGCCUUACUUGUCACAAUUUAGAUUUUCCAAAGAAAUGGGCACAAUUCCUCUUAACAAAAACAAAAAGGCAAAUUACCAAGGUUGACAAUUUGGAACAAAAGAGUAUCAACUACCAUGUUUUCCCACCAAUUAUCCAUGGAAAUAAGGUAAACAGGGAAAAUGGAGGUAAAGCUUAGAAUUUUUAAAGAAAUCAUGUAGUUUUAAGAAAUCUUUUUAAAUCAUGCUACUUUGCUGUAAUCCUGUUCCUUUAAAUGCAACAUCAUGCUCAGGUGCUGCCUGCCCCUUGCUUGGGAACAGCAUUGGGGUUUUAAAUGUCUGCAGAAUCUCUGCAUCCAAAGGGAAUUGAGAAAGAAUUUCCUGAUACUGUAAUGAAAAUAAGGUCUGCUCAACACAAUAAACUUUUUCCUCUCUUCUUUCAAA